CUUGGCUGUGACUCUGAGGCAGACGGUGAACCCGGGUCAGAGGCUAAAGGUCACCAUGGUAGCUCUCUGUCCAUAGUCUUUGACGAGGACAAGCCCAUAGCCGCUAGCGGGAGGGCCUAUAACCUAGACCAGCUCAUAGCUGCUGCUGCAGCUGCAGAGGCCCAGAGCCGAUCACUUCUAACCCGCUCUCUGAGCCUCCAGGCUGGGGAGCUAGACGGCUCCGACCCCCUAGACGGCGAAGGAUCCUCCAUCUCGAUCGGAGACUCACGUCCCUUAGCUGAGGCCUUUAGUGUUGACAGCGGUACUGAGAGCGCUCCAGGGACCCUCCGCAGACCCUCCAAGAAGGGGCCUCUCCUCCCCGGCGGCUCCCUGAAAAAGAAGCCUCUUUCCAGGCAGAGCUCUAACGUAGAGAGCCCCCAACCUCCAUCCUCUGGUACCACACCGGAGCUAAAGAAGAGCGCCAAUCCCUCCAGAGCAGUUAGCCCCCUAUUGGGCUCUGAGGAUCCGCAAGUAGGAGGGGCCACAGUAGACUCCGCCCCUGGCCCUACCUCGGCCACGCCCAGUCCAGAAGGCACGCUCUGCAGAACCAGGAAGCCAUGUGUGGAAAGCCCCACCCCUCUCAUUGAAGAGACCAAUCACACUAGCCCAGAGACAGAUAGCCAACUUAUCCUGGCCCCUACUUCUAUUCUGACCACGACCCAGGCUAUCUCUAUACCUUUCCAACAGGAGGACACCCCCAUCUCCGUGCCAGAGGCCCCCCCAGGCAGCGAAGGCUCUCCCCCCAGUGGGGCCUACAAAUGGGACCCAGACAACUUUGAAAACAUCGACCCGUUCAACACCGGAGGGAGUAAAGUCGCUAACUCCCCCCCGUUGGGUAGGAAAGGAGUCGCUAACUCCCCCCCGUUGGGUAGGAAAGGAGUCGUGCUGUCCAUUGCUCCCAAAACCGUCGCCCCUGUCUCUAACCCUAACCCCCCAGAGCGCCCUCCUACUAUCUCUAACGACGAGCCAGCUCUUCCCUCAACAAGCCCCCCUAUUCGAACCUCGGGGGCGGUCAGACUGGAGUUUGACUAUUCUGAGGAGACCCUAGAGGAGCCUCCCAAGGCCUCUCCACCACCCAAGAAGCUGGGCAGAAAACCAGGCUCCAAGGUUAGUCUGUCAUAGGGUUGCAAAAUUCCGGUAACUUUCCCCAAAUUCCCUGAUGUUCCAGAAAUCCCAGUUGGAUUCCCGAAAUGUUGCAGUUCUAGUCUGUCAUCCUGUUUAGUGCUCUCCUUGGUUAGUCUGUCAUCAUGUUUAGUGCGCUCCUUGGUUAGUCCGUCUUCUUGAUGUUUUAUGUGUACGUUUUAUAUUCUUGCAGAUUUUAAAUAUUUGAUUUUUGUUUCGAUGAUUAUCUUGCUGACUAUGUAAAGUUACUUUGGGGUGUUUUUGAAAAGCGCUUAAAAUUAAUAAAAUGUAUCAUUAUUAAUAUUAUGUAUUAUUAUUAUUAUUAUUCAUAUUAUUAGAUGCCUCUAAGGAAGCCCAGGAAGGACAACACCCCGUCACCGUCCCCGAUGACGUCCCCGUCCCUAAGGCCUCCUAUAUCUUCGACCCCACCCAGUGGGACGACCCUAACAUCAACCCGUUCGGCUCUAACGCCGGGAUCCCUAUCUCUCCCAAGCUGAACAAACCCUCGUAUAGCUUUGACCCUGACGCCUUCCAUGACUCAGCUGUCAACCCCUUCAAGGGUUCAUCCAAUAGGAUGGCUGAGUUUCCGCCCAAGGCCGCCUCUGGCUCCGCCUCUUUCGAGGUGUCGGCCAAUGACAAUGAGGUUGAUAACGAUAAUGAUGAAGUUAGGGAGCUGGAGGACCACAACCGGAACAGACCGGCCAAGACCAAGAAGAAACCGAUCAAAUCGUAAGUUUGAAUACCAAACCGAUCCAUUGCAUUAUUAGGUGAUUAUAAGUCACUUUCACGUUACCAUUCGUUUAAGUGUUUAUGUUUGUAUGUGUAGUAGUGAAUCCUUUUAGAUGUGUGUGUGUGUGUGUGUGUGUGUGUGUGUGUGUGUGUGUGUGUGUGUGUGUAUGUGUGUAUGUGUGUGUGUGUGUGUGUGUCUGUGUGUUUUGUCAUCUCUCUAUCCAACUGGGGACUUGAUAUUGUUACACAUCCACAAGAGAGAAUGUGUCUGUCUGUCUGUGUCACCUUUCUGUCUCUCUGUCACCCGUCUGUCUCUCUGUCUCCUGUCUGUGUCUCUGUCUCCUGUCUGUCUCGCUGUCUCCUGUCUGUCUCUCUGUCAUCUGUCUGUGUCUCUGUCUCCUGUCUGUCUCUCUGUCUCCUGUCUCUCUGUCUCCUGUCUGUCUCGCUGUCUCCUGUCUGUCUCUCUGUCAUCUGUCUGUGUCUCUGUCUCCUGUCUGUCUCUCUGUCUCCUGUCUGUCUCUCUGUCUCCUGUCUCUCUGUCUCCUGUCUGUCUCUCUGUCUCCUGUCUGUCUCUCUGUCUCCUGUCUCGCUGUCUCCUGUCUGUCUCUCUGUCUCCUGUCUGUCUCCUGUCUGUCUCUCUGUCUCCUGUCUGUCUCUCUGUCUCCUGUCUGUCUCUCUGUCUCCUGUCUGUCUCUGUCACCUGUCUGUGUGUAUUCUUGUAUGCCACAGGAAGUCCAUGGGUUCCUCUCUGUGUUGUCUGUUGUAAGUACAGUAAAGGCAGCAGAACAUUACUGUUCACUGUUUUGACCUCUAACUGUUUCUUUAAUAUUUUACUUUUUGUAAACAUCCUACUCUCAGAGUGAGCAUGUUGCCCCGUCCUGCCAUCCUCACCUCCUAGGUUUGCCAAUCCUGGUAACGUUCCCCAAAUUCACAGGUUCUCCUGAAAUUCUGGGAAUCUUCCAACCAGGAUUUCUGGAAAACUUGGGAAGUUUUGCAACCCUGUCCUCCUCCUUAUUAACACAACUGUAACAUAAAGACAACCAAUUGCAGAAGCGCUACCAUGCCCAUCAACCAAUCAGAGAAGCUCUACCAUGCCCACCAACCAAUCAGAGAAGCUCUACCAUGCCCACGAAACCAAUCAGAGAAGCUCUACCAUGCCUAUCUUCUUCAGUGAGCAUCCUGACACAUAAAUGUAACAUGUCUUGCACAGGUGCACCCAUUCUCCAAGUGAAAGAGAACAUUCACAAGGUAGUGCCUCCUCUAUUGAAGGCCAACAGAGGUUAGUCGUGGCCACUGUAAGGUGCAGUAUGUCUGGGGGGGCUAAGGUUGGUUGCAGAUACCUGGGGUUGUCACAAUACCCGUAUCGUGGAAAGGAAACAAAACAUGAAGCAGACUUAAUGUCUAUAAUGUUGGAAACACACAGAUUGGCAUUUGUUUCUUUUGCAAGCUGCUACUGUAUAGCCCACAGUGGGCGAGUUCGCUUUGCAUGGCCCGGUGCCACGGCUGGGUGGAGAUUUUCACUUAAGGACCAAUGGAAUGAUCUAAAAUGUGCUAACUUCGCCCACCAGGGGCACCGAGCCAUGCAAAAACAAACUCACCCAAUAUUUUACAAAAGUAGGUUUUAAAGGACUAUAGAGUGAAGUCUGCUUCAAGAAAAUCUGGUAUAGUAGAUAUCGCAAUACUGGUAUCAUGACAGCUCUAGUUUAGACCAUUUCAUCUCAUAUCGCUAACACGCUAACUGUUGCCUAAUGCAGCAUUACCAUGUAUUUGAUCUAUUCCAGAACUAGCUCCUGAUUCAACUUGUCAACUAAUCCUCAAGCCCUUGACUACUUGAAUCAGUUGUGCUAGUUCAGGGCUAAAACUAAAUUGUGAAAUAUCUGGGGAGAGGUUGGAAACGUCUGGGGGUCUCCUAGGAGAGUUUUGAAACGUCUGGGGGUCCCCAGAUGAUAGGUUGGAAUGCCUGGGGGUCUCCUAGGAGAGUUUUGAAACAUCUAGGGGUCUCCUAGGAGAGUUUUGAAACGUCUGGGGGUCCCCGAGGAGAGUUUUGAAAUGUCUGGGGGUCCCAGAGGAUAGGUUGGAUUGCCUGGGGGUCUCCUAGGAGAGUUUUGAAACAUCUGGGGGUCCCCGAGGAGAGUUUUGAAACGUCUGGGGGUCCCAGAGGAGAGGUUUGGGAACCCCAGACUAAUGUAUACCAUCAAUGUGAAUCAUGCCAGUAAUUUUUUUUGGGGGGGCAGAAAUGAACUUCCAAUCUACUGUGGUUCUAGUCACAUUAACGAUGUACAGUUGAAGUGGGAAGUUUACAUACACCUUUAGCCAAAUACGUUUAAACUCAGUUUUUCACAAUUCCUGACAUUUAAUCCUAGUAAAAAUUCCCAGUUUUAGGUCAGUUAGGAUCACCACUUUAUUUUAAGAAUGUGAAAUGUCAGAAUGAUAGUAGAGAGAAUGAUUUAUUUCAGCUUUUAUUUAUUUCAUCACAUUCCCAGUGGGUCAGAAGUUUACAUACACUCAAUUAGUAUUUGGUAGCAUUGCCUUUAAAAUGGUUUAACUUGGGUCAAACGUUUCGGGUAGCCUUCCACAAGCUUCCCACAAUGUUGGGUGAAUUUUGGCCCAUUCCUCCUGACAGAGCUGGUGUAACUGAGUCAGGUUUGUAGGCCUCCUUGCUCGCACACGCUUUUUCAGUUCUGCCCACAAAUUUUCUAUAGGAUUGAGGUCAGGGCUUUGUGAUGGCCACUCCAAUACCUUGACUUUGUUGUCCUUAAGCCAUUUUGCCACAACUUUGGAAAUAUGCUUGGGGUCAUUGUCCAUUUGGAAGACCCAUUUGCGACCAAGCUUUAACUUCCUGACUGAUGUCUUGAGAUGUUGCUUCAAUAUAUCCACAUAAUUUUCCUUCCUCAUGAUGCCAUCUAUUUUGUGAAGUCCACCAGUCCCUCCUGCAGUAAAACACCCCCACAGCAUGAUGCUGCCACCCCCGUGCUUCACGGUUGGGAUGGUGUUCUUCGGCUUGCAAGCCCCCCUUUUUCCUCCAAACAUAACGAUGGUCAUUAUGGCCAAACAGUUCUAUUUUUGUUUCGUCAGACCAGAGGACAUUUCUCCAAAAAGUACGAUCUUUGUCCCCAUGUGCAGUUGCAAACCGUAGUCUGGCUUUUUUAUGGUGGUUUUAGAGCUGUGGCUUCUUCCUUGCUGAGCGGCCUUUCAGGUUAUGUCGAUAUAGCACUCGUUUUACAAGGUCCUUUGCUGUUGUUCUGGGAUUGAUUUGCACUUUUCGCACCAAAGUACAUUCAUCUCUAGGUGACAGAACGCGUCUCCUUCCUGAGCGGUAUGACAGCUGCGUGGUCCCAUGGUGUUUAUACUUGCGUAAUAUUGUUUGUACAGAUGAACGUGGUACCUUCAGGCGUUUGGAAAUUACUCCCAAGGAUGAACCAGACUUGUGUAGGUCUACAUUUUGUUUUCUGAGGUCUUAGCUGAUUUCUUUAGAUUUUCCCAUGAUGGCAAGCAAAGAGGCACUGAGUUUGAAGGUAGGCCUUGAAAUACAUCCACAGGUACACCUCCAAUAGCCUAUCAGAAGCUUCUAAAGUCAUGACAUCAUUUUCUGGAAUUGUUCCAAGCUGUUUAAAGGCACAGUCAACUUAGUGUAUGUAAACUUCUGACCCACUGGAAUUGUGAUACAGUGAAUUAUAAGUCAAAUAAUCUGUCUGUAAACAAUUGUUGGAAAAAUUACUUGUGUCAUGCACAAAGUAGAUGUCCUAACCGACUUGCCAAAACUAUAGUUUGUUAAUAAGACAUUUGUGGAGUGGUUGAAAAACUAGUUUUAAUGACUCCAACCUAAGUGUAUGUAAACUUUCGACUUCAACUGUACCCUAACUAAACUAGUGACGCUAAAUCCUUAAACAUUUAUUAUCAGUUCAAUCCAACAACAUGUGUGUAUUAAGCUUUUUGAGUAUCGAUGCAGAGUCAAUACACAGAUGAUGUUGCUUUACAUGACACAUUUCAUGCAUAUGGAAAUCAUAGUUUUUUCAAAAUCCCCCCUGUAUUGUGAAUGACUAGUAUACAUGUAUCUUAUUGAGCUAAACAUACACGAUAUGAGGGAGAGAAUAAUCGUUGGAAAUAUACCUCUUGUUGUUAAUAAGACAAUAGAGUUGACGUCCUGAUUAAGUUUUGACUUAUUUAUUAAGUAUUGAUUGAUUAAGUCUCUGCCAGGGAUGACAUGUUGUGUUCAGUGACUCCUGAUCAUCCAGUCUCUCUCUCCUUCCAGUAACACUUUCAGAGUCAAGAGGUCCCCAAAGAGGUCGCCCACGUCUGAUCCAUCAUCACAAGUUAGUCAGUCCUCUCCUCACGCACCCCCACACCACACACCACACCCCCCACACCCAACACACCCCACACAACCCCCCCCCCCCCACCCCCACACACAACCCCCCCCCCCACACCACCCCCCACACACCCCCCCCCCACACAAAAACACCCACACACACACCCCCCCAACCCCAAAAACCCCCCCCCCCCCAACCCCCCCCCCACCCCCCCCCCCCCCACACCCCCCCCCCCCCCACCCCCCCCCCCCCCUCCCUCCUCCCCCCCCCUCCCCCCCCCCCCCCCCCCCCCCCCCCCCCCCCCCUCCCCCCCCCCCCCCCCCCUCCCACCACGCACCCCCCCCCCCCCCACCCCCCCCCCCCCUCCCCCCCCCCCCCCCACCCCCCCACCACCCCCCCCCCCCACCCACCCCCCCCCCCCCCCCCCCACCCCCACACCCCCACCGCCCCACCCACACCCCCCCCCCCCACACCCCACACCCCCCCCCCCCCCACCUCCUCCCCCCCCUCCCCCCCCCCCCACUCCCACCCCCCCCCCCCCCCACCCCACCCCUCCUCCACCUCCUCACCUCCUUCCUUCCUCCUCUCCAGGCCCACCCCUCCUCACCUCCUUCCUUCCUCCUCUCCAGGGGCCCACCCCUCCUCACCUCCUCACCUCCUUCCUUCCUCCUCUCCAGGGGCCCACCCCAGUAGAUGAAGCCCAGCCUCCGCUACAGGAUGACCACGCCACAGACGAGGAGAAGCUGGCCUCUUCCUCCAAUCACAAAGAGAAGCUGGUGUCCUCAGCCAACCACAAGUGGGCAUCCAUGGAGGCAGAGCUAACCUCUGACCCCCAGGAGGACUUCCCCCAGCCCUCUGACCUCACAGCCUUUGUCAAUGAGAACAGUCGAGGUAAUUGAGUGUGUGUAUCCUUCAAUAUAUGUAUGCUCCGAAACAAGGCUGACAUUGAUCAAAUGGAGCCAGAAAGUUCAAAAAUUUAAUGUAAUUAUUGGACAAUUGGACAAUGUCUUCAUGCUGUUAGCAGCAUCGCUAAAGAUUUCAAUUUGGACUCAAGCAGCUAGCUACCUAACCAGUUCUCUACUAAACCCUGACCCCUAGAACAGGAGAGGAGAGGAGAGGAAAGGGGAGGAGAGGAGGGAAGGGGGAGGAGAGAGAGAGAGGAAGGAGAGGGAGGAGGAGAGGGCUAGGAAAGAGGAAGGCGAGAAGAAGAAGAGGGACGGGAGGAGGGUUAGGAACAGAGGAGCUGGAGGGAAGUGCGUCCCAUUUCAGUCAUUCACCAUUUAAAAGGUCUCGUCCAGUCCGCCAGCCGCCUCCGCCAUCGCUUCCAGUCGCCUCACAGCAUUCAGAGCCCCCCCACCCAGUAGGAGUCGCCGCUGGUUUAAGUGGUCCCUUCGUUUACAGCCUUAAAAACCCGACAUGUUCCAGUCCAGUCCAGCUAGUCCAGUCAAACCUAGUCCAGUCCAGCCCAGUCCGUCCAGCUAUCCAGUCCAGCCAGUCAGUCCAGCCCAGUCCAGUCCAGUCCAGCAAGACCAGUCCAGUCCCCCAGCCUCCAAUCCAGCAUCCAUCCAGUCCAUCCACCAGUCCAGUCCCUCCAAUAAACCAGUCCAGACCAGUCCAGUCCCUCCAAUGCCAGUCCCGCCAGCCUAGUCCAGUCCAGCUAGUCCAGUCCAGCCCAUCCAGCCCAGCCCCGUCCAGCCCAGUCCAGUCCAGUCCAGUCCAGUCCAGUCCAGGCCCCCAGUCUCAGUCCAGCCCCGUCCAGUCCAGCAAAGCCCGUCCCAGCCCCCCAUUCCCGUCCAGCCCAGUCCAGUCCAGCAAAAGCCCAGUCCCAGUCCGUCAGUCCCAGUCCAGUCCAGUCCCGUCCAGUCCAGGUCCGGUUAGUCUAGUUAGUUCCAGGUCCAUCCAGUCCCAAGUCUAGUCAAUCCAGUACAGUCUCGACCAGUCCAAAGUCACAGUCCAGUCCAGCCCAGUUCCAGCCCUUCAGUCCGUCAGCCCGUCAGGCUAGUCCCAGUCAAGUACAGGACCAGUCCAGCCAGUCCGUCUAGUCCAGUCCAGUCCAGUCCAGCUAGUCAGUCUCCAGUCCAGUCCAGCCACGUCCGCCUCGUCCAGUCAGCCCAGUCCAGCAAGUCCAGCCCAGUCCACGCCCCAGGUUCCAGUCUAGUCUAGUCCUUACAGUAAGUCCAGCCUAGUCCGUCAGUCCAGCCCAGCAGUCAGUCCAGCCACAGUCCAGCCCAGUCCCAGUCCAGUCCAGUCCAGUCCAGUCCAGUCCAGCCACAGUCCGUCCAGCCCAGCCAGUCCGUCCCAGUCUAGGGUCCAGGUCCAGCCUAGUCAUGUCCAGCUAGUCAAGUCCACGUCCUCCGCCCAGCUCCAGUACAGUACCAGUCCAGUCUCAGUCCAGUCCAGUCCUUAGCCCAGGUCCCGUCCACGUCCAGUACAGCCUCGCUCAGUCCAGUCCAACCUAGUCCAGUACACCCCACCGUCACAUAUAGACCAGUUCCAGUCCAGCCGUUAUGCUGUUUGAACUGUCCCUGUGCUUCCUCUUCUCUCAUCAUUCUAAGCCAAACUAUUGCUAUUUAUCCUUAUCUCUAACUUCUCUGUUGUUCUGUGUGUCUCAUCAGUUGUCAGAUAUGAGAUCUAACUGUGUUUAUGUUCUGUUGUCUCCAUCAGUGUCGAUAUAGGAUUCUAACUUUGUUGUUCUGUUGUCUCCCUCAGGGUUCAGACUAUUGAGAUCUAAAUGUCUGUUCUGUUUGUCUCCUCAGGGUUCCGACUAAUGAGAUCUAAACUGUCUUUUCUGUUUCUGUCUCCUCAGGGUCAGACUAUGAGAUUGAGUACAGCUGGGAGAUGGAGGAAUUAUCGGCUGGUCUUAUUUUGCCGGUGUUCUGUGUGUUGAGUGUGCGUUUGCCGGUGAGGGUGAGUAUCUAUUCAACAGUCGUGCUCUUUGCUUGUCUGUAAGAUUCAGAUGGUACAAAGGGCUGGUAUAUUUAGGGAGUAUAAGUGAAAAUGAUAAAAAUUUGAUUCUUUAUCUAAAGAAGAUUCGAUUUUAAUGGUUAAUUAAAGUAUUUGUAUAUAUGUUCGCCUGACAUCAGACGCUUGAUGAGAAUCUUAGACUGUCAUUGAGAAUGCCAUCGUAAUUGAGACUGGAAUGUCCUUGAGAAUCUGAAUUGUCAUAAUUGAGAGACUGUCCUUGAAAAAUGAUGAUGUUCCUUGUGAGACUGAAUGUCUUGAGGACUGACUUUGUACUUUGAUUGGGAAUUGAAUGUCCUUGAGACUUGAUGUAAUUGCGAAUUGAAAAUGACUUUCUUGGAAGAUGUCCUUGAGAAUGACUGUCCUUGAGAUGUCCUUGCGACGGACUGGUCCUUGAGACUGCCGUUUGAGACUGACUGUCCUUCGCGACGACUGUAUUUUGAGGAGAUUCUGACUGUCCUUGAGGACUUCCUUAGUCUUUGAGACUGUCCUUGCGGACUAUGACUGUCUGAGAUGACUGUCUUGAGAACGCCUGUCCUUGAGACUGAUGUCCUGAGGGACGUCCCCUUGUGAGACUGACUGCCUUGAGGGGACGACCUGUCGUGUGAGACUGAUUCUCCUGAGACUGACUGUCACUUGAGAUUGACUGUCCUUGCGACGGACCUGAGGCUUGAGAUGCUGUCUUGGCGAUGACUGUCCUUGGAUCUGACUGUCCUUGAUUGAAGAAUGACUUCCUUGAGACUUGACCUGUCCUUUUGAUGAAACUGAUGUCCUUGAGAUAUGUCCUUGAAGAUGUCCUCCCUUGAGCUGACUGUCCUUGAGACUCUGACUUCCUUGAGACUGGGACUUUCCUUAGACUUGACUGUUCCUUGAGAUCUGAUGUCCUUGGCAAACUGACUGUCCUUGAGGACUGAACCACGUCCUUUGAGACUGACUGUCCUUGAGAUGACGUCCUUGCGACUGACCUUGAGAUUGACUGUCCUUGAGACUGGGAUGUCCUUGGAUGACUGUCCUUGAGACUGACUGUCUUGAGAUGACUGCCUUGAAUGACUGUCCUGGGACUGACUGUCCUUGCGGACUGUCCUUGGACUGACUGUCUUGAGAUGCCUGUCCUUGAGAACUAUGUUCAUUGAGAUGACCUGUAUUGAGGACUCUGACUGUCCUUGAACUGGAUGUCUUGCGACGGAUGUCCUUGAGUACGACGGUCCUUGAGACUGACUGUCAUUGUGAAAACUGACUGUCCUUGAGACUGAUGUCCUUGAUGACCUGGCCUUGAGACUGACUGGUCCUUGAGACUGAUUUCCUUGAGGACGGACUGGACGGGAGACGGACUUGGCCUGGAGAGGGACGGCAGGGAGAAGAAAGGGAUGAGGGACGGGCCGGGAGAAUGACGGGUGAAGUCGGGGAGACGGAGGGCAAGGAGAUAGGGAGGGAAUGGCAGAAGGAGGGGGAAAAAAGAAGAGGGUGGUGGGUGGGGGGGCGGGAAAGAGGGGACGAUAGGGAGGUAGGCGCAAAGACCUCGAGAGAGCGAGAGCUGAGAGAGCGCGGUGAGACGAGAGGAGAGAUAGCGUGAGAGAGAGCGCUAGAGAGACUCGAGAGAUGAACGAAGAGCAGCAGGGAACGAGCGGGAUCGAUCGGAGCGCGGGAGCGCGCGCGAGAGGUAGAACAUUGAGAGAUUGCGAGCGAGCUAGAGAGAGAGAGCUCGCGAGAGCUAUAGGAGACGGGCGAGCGAGAGGAGCGCGCGCGCGCCCGAGCGGGACCGGGAGGGCAGAGUAGGAUCGCUGGAGUUAGCCUCCAGCGCGCGACCUCCUCUCACCCCCCCACCCAACGACACAACCACCCACCGCCCCCCGCGGCGCUGCAGAGAGAGAGCGGAGCGGAAGGGCGGGGGCGUGUCGCGAUAGAGCUGCGGGAGAGAGAGAGAGACCCGCGCAACCGCCCCAAUCCGCGCACGACAUCCCCUCCGACACCCCGACCCGGCCCCCAGCCACCCCCCCCCGCCACGCCAGCCGCGAGAGCCCGCGAAACGCCACGCGCCCUCAACCCCCCCCCAGGGCCCGACGCCCAGCGAACAGACCCCCGCCCUCCCAAGUACCGCCAACGAGACGCCGCAGACUCCCGCGCACGCGCCACCCCGCCCGACGAGACGCAGCGCGAGCCCGCCUCCCCCCCCCCCCCCCGCCGAGCCCCAGACUAGCUGCGACGACAACCCCCAACUAACCCAGAGCGAAGCUCACUCACCCUCUCUCCUACCCCCCCUCUAGAUCUCUCUUCCUAUCUGCUCGAUCUGCUCUCUCCCUAUCUCGCGAACGCCUCUCGUGGCUUCGUCGCGCGCCCGCUCGCCGGCCCGCCUGCCUCGCGCGCGCCCUCGCGCGCGCGACCAUCGCGCCGCGAGCGCGAGAGCGCGGCAGCGCGAGCGGCGGGUCGCUGCUCGCUGGGGCGCGGCGCGCGGGCUCGCCUAGCCUCGAGCCGCGCGGCUCAGUCGUUCGCGCGGGCGGCUCUAUUCUCCUCGAUCGAGCGCGCCCUCUCCCUCUCUCUCUUUCCCCCCCAUUACGCUAUCUAUCUAGCCCCCCACUCUCUGCCUCUCUCGAUUUAUCGCCUCUCUCUUCGUCUAACACAGACACACUUCGCUCCUCUGUCUACACGUCUGCCUGCUCGCUCUCUUUCUCCAGCCUCCUGCACACCGGCCCUGCCCAAGACAACCUUGGCGCACGGGAAGAAGACGCGGUGGACAGGCAGCCCAGCCGACCAAGCCGAACCCAGGGACGCACGAACUCAAAACGCGCCUGGGCACGGGUACAACACAGCGCGGGGAACACACACACACACACAAACAACAACACACACAACACUACCACACACACACACACACCAACCCCUACACACAAACAAAACACACACAUAACCACAACUCACACGACACACACCCACACACACACCACACCUACCACACACACAAACGUAACAACCCACAUAGGUACACCCUCGAGGCAACACACAUAAGCAACAGGAGCAAUGCAUCGGGGAAAGCAUGUAGUGCGCGGUCAGCAUCAGGGAAUGCAAGAGCCGGGGCGAGCCGCAGCCCCCCCGAGAUGAGGACCAACAGACGCACCCCCCCCCCCCGCCCCUUCCGCCCCCCCCGCCCCCCCCCCCGUCGCUACCCCCCCCCCCGCAGCCGGCCACCCCAGGGCACCGAAGCCCCUCAUCACGCAGAAGCGGCCUGCACCCCGCCACUCCCGUGUUCCCCCCGCGGAGCCAACCAGCCAUACGCCGCGCAGACGUGCCGCACCCCCCCACG
This is a messenger RNA of Coregonus sp. 'balchen', 12459 nucleotides long. The record is from the annotation of a GenBank genome assembly. NCBI's taxonomy places the organism in Eukaryota, Metazoa, Chordata, Actinopteri, Salmoniformes, Salmonidae.